GACGAUGCUGGCUUCAUUGCGGCCCAAGCGCCACUGCAGUCGACAGCAGAAGACUUCUGGUCGAUGAUAGUGCAUAACUCUUGUGAAGUCAUAUUCGUACUUUGUCAACUACGAGAAGACGGCAGGAACAAAUGCGUACAGUACUGGCCGUCACCGAUGGGAGCUAGUAAUAUUGUGGCGC
Perkinsus marinus ATCC 50983 is the source of this 181-nucleotide messenger RNA. RefSeq names its product non-receptor protein-tyrosine phosphatase, caeel, putative. NCBI's taxonomy places the organism in Eukaryota, Perkinsozoa, Perkinsida, Perkinsidae. The record is from RefSeq and is a predicted model, not a curated record. Gene Ontology annotation, molecular function: protein tyrosine phosphatase activity. The transcript is spliced from 2 exons. Gene Ontology annotation, biological process: protein dephosphorylation. The annotation marks the transcript as partial.